AUGGAUGUCUCCCAAGAAACCGUUGAUAAAAUCCAACAUUUCGCGCAAAAGCGCCAAAAAGCGGAGGAGUUCUACGACGAACACCCGAUAAGCCCAGCUCUUUUCGAAGCUUACAACCGCAAGUUGGAUGAGACGUUGACGGAGCUGCAGGCUCAAGUCAAACGUCAUGAAGAUGAGCUGCGCAAGCUUCGCAUGACCACCGCGAUUGAUUUCGCUCAAAUUAAUGCAGAUCCUUGGGCUCGUGUCUCCCACGUGCGCAGAGCCAAGAAAGCGUAUGAUGCUGUUCUGCAAUCAGAAACGCGACUGCCGAGUCCAGGUUCUCCUUUACCUUCUCUACUUGCGGUUGACGCGGCAUCUCAUCUCAUCAAGGAGAGUAAGACCUCCAUUUCACUGACGGUGGAGAAACUGUCUGCCGACCGUCAGCGCUUGAAAGUGGAAGAAGCCAAUUUGCGCAAUGCGCAAUUGAUUAGAGACGGGUUGGAGAAAAGAAUUGAGCGGCUGAACGCAGAAAAAUCGAGUCAAGUCCAGAAAACACCUGCGCAGCUUGCGCAUGAUCUCGUCAAAGAGCAACAGGAAAAGAUCGAGAGACUUGACACUACUACAGAAGAGCUGAAGACCUCUCUCUAUAAAUUUGUCGAAGAUACACUUGCCCCAAUGCUCGCUGCAGAAAGUCUGGGCGGUCCCACUGUCGGAGAUGCGAUGGAAAUUUCAGACGCUACCUUGAAAGCGGGCUACACUAGCCAUGGGAAGCCUAAGAAACCAAAGACCUCGGCCGAGGGGGCUUCUGACAGUGGCCAACAGCGGAUCGAUGAGCUUGUUCGUCGCCAAACUGCGCAGGAGGGCAACCAACAGGCAACCCCUAUGAACAAAAGAGAGGCGGCGGCGGCUGAGAUGCGAGCUCUUCUUACUGCUCUGCUAGAUGCGGAUUACUCCUACAUAGACCUACCGCACGAGUCAGCGGCCUCGCGCUUUCUAGUAAGAGCCAAGGUGGCUCAAUUUCAUCCGCGUGAUGCCAGGAAGCUGCGAUUGAUUGAUUUUGGGCGCUCAAUAGUCGAUUGA
Molecule: messenger RNA, 1059 nt
Organism: Aspergillus thermomutatus
Lineage: Eukaryota; Fungi; Ascomycota; Eurotiomycetes; Eurotiales; Aspergillaceae
Exons: 2
Coding region: 1-1059 (352 amino acids)
Biological process (GO): kinetochore assembly; mitotic sister chromatid segregation
Cellular component (GO): nucleus
Source: RefSeq, a predicted model, not a curated record